Molecule: messenger RNA, 1101 nt
Organism: Oldenlandia corymbosa var. corymbosa
Lineage: Eukaryota; Viridiplantae; Streptophyta; Magnoliopsida; Gentianales; Rubiaceae
Source: the annotation of a GenBank genome assembly
AUGAUUUUAGGACUUCCAUUUACCGAAGUGGAGAAGAGAUUUUUCACCGCUAAAAAUCUGUAUGGGGAUAAUGCCACCCCAUGGGAGUUAUUAACAGAUGAUCUUCCAUGGCAUAAGGUGCUGAAUUCCAAUAGAGACAUUGAGUCUCAGAAAGUCAUUUAUGUUUUCACUUUCCUGACCAAGACAUCCAAGAAAAAUUCCAGCAACAGUAAAAAUAGAAACAGAGUAGCUGGUUGUGGCACUUGGAAUGUUAACUCUUCCGCCAAGCCAGUCAGGGAAAACUGCGGAUUCGGAAGGAAAAUGGGAGAAAGUAAGGAUUUCACCUUUGAAUCUGCAGAACAAACUGUUGGGCAGUGGACCAUGACAGAGUAUUCCAUCGAUGCAGCUGCCAAUGGGAUUCCGGAAGUCCAAGGAAUAAAUUACUCUGACUAUGUGCUAUGCAAGAUUAAAAGGGACGAUUCAAAAUCGUCCAAGGGAGGAAGAAUUGUGUCUCGCAAGAGAAAUAAUGAGAAUGUGCUGCGGGAACAAGCGGGACUGAAUUUCAGAAAGAAGAUGAAAUCAGUAAGCAGCAAUGACGACUUCAGUGUGUUGACCAAUCAUGAUGAUUCUGCAGCCUUAGACAUGAAGAACGAGGAGGCUGGAAGUUCUUCUUAUGGAUCAUUGGAUUGUGGAAGUGGAGUCCCUUCGCUGAUGAAUGCGAGGAAUUGGGAUGUUUUUGCAGCUGCUGGUCCAUCCACAUGUUGGAACAGCAUUCCAGACAAUGAAGCAUUUUGUUUCAGUUCAAGUUUUCAGAGUACUGAUUUGGAUCCUUGGCUGAAAGAGCUGGAAACUUUUUAUCGAUCUUGAUUCAUUUGGCUGUGAUGAUCGGGGACUGGAACUUCUGGAAACGAUAAUGGUGGCCCUUUGCAGAUAAAUGAGGUCGAUCCUGAAUUGCUGAUGCUGUUGCUGCUGCUGCUUUCUUUCCUGAAAGAAAUGUUGGACAGUUUGUUGUUCCUGAAUUGAUCCUUAAUUGAUCUGAUUUAUUGUUCUUAACCCCAUUGCAUAUCAGACAGUUUGUAGAGUAUCUGUUCAGAUUUUGAUAGAGGGUAUCUUAGACUAGAC